Messenger RNA from Botrytis fragariae, 576 nucleotides. RefSeq lists its product as uncharacterized. Bases 1 to 576 code for a protein of 191 amino acids. The transcript is spliced from 2 exons. The record is from RefSeq and is a predicted model, not a curated record. Lineage: Eukaryota; Fungi; Ascomycota; Leotiomycetes; Helotiales; Sclerotiniaceae.
AUGUCUGAAAUCACCUCGAACGGUACCAAAAAGCGCAAACUCACUACUAAGUCUUGUGAGAGAGAUACUGCCAUUAUUGGUUUGCCAAAUGAGACUCCUCCACCGAAAGCUCCUGGAAGAAGUGCUACAAGUGUUGCUCAAGCGGCUCAAUCUAUCGAAAAUGCUCAGCCGGGUAUGGAGUUUGUUCUUGCUGAAUUGUCUAGAUUACGAGAGCAAGUAGCAAAGUUGGAAAACGGAAAUACUACAGACAUAAAACCUGAACCAGGCUCGCCAGUUAUCGACUUGACUGAUGACGAUGACGAUGCAGCAUCUCCCGUGAAACUAGAGCAUGGAUUAAAUGCCGUUGAUGAUCUCUAUAAUGCCACGCCUCUGCGAGAAUUGACAGAAGGCGACAGGAGUAGUACUUUGAGUGACGGCGAACAAUUGGAAUCUCCAUCAUUUCCACGGUUAUCUGCUAAAUGCACGGUUGAGUUUUUGAAGAGUAUACAUACGGAGGUAUCUCAAGUACCCGUCAUCGCUCAAUGGGGAAUGACAAUGCCUGCCAUCGUCAGAAGGUUUCCCUUGAUGGAUUUAUAA